GUAUACAGAUUGCACGAGCGGUCAGGCGUGAAGGCGAUAAGCGACGUCCCUUUGGCCCAUCUCCAUCGAGGGUCGCCUAAACAGCGUCAGUGCAGCAGGCGACCUUCUGUCGUUUGGGCGUCUGCGUGCUCCCAGAGACUCCAGGAGGUCCAGGCAAUACUUCCGUUCGCACUCACGUCCAUCUGUCCACCGGAACUUCAUCCCUGCUGCACACAGCGAACUAUUUCUUGCAUCAAAGUUCAGACUAAACGAGCUCCGAGCACCUCAGCUUCGCUGGAAUAAACCGUCUAAAGUGGUGAAGAAGCCAAACCAGUCAGAAGAGCCGACUACCGUAACAGAAGUACGUGGCCUCAAGAAACGUGGAGGGAACCAGUAAUAAACUUCCUCGUCAUGGCCGUUUACGGAUUCAUGGCUGCCGAUUACAUUGUGCUGAUCGGAUUCUUGGCACUGUCCACGUCCAUCGGUGUCUUCUUCGCCUGGUCGGAUAGACGGCAACAGUCAAACAAGACAUUUCUGACGGCCAACAAGCAGCUCGGAUGGGUUCCCGUCUCCCUGUCAAUGAUGGCGAGUUUCCUGUCGUCCAUCGCCAUCCUGGGCUUGCCCUCGGAAGUGUUCGUGCACGGCUCUUCAUUGUGGAUGGGUGCCGUUUCUUCGACCAUUGCUGUCAUCUUAGCAGCGUACGUGUUCCUGCCCAUGUACUACAAGAUGGACAUCACUAGCAUCAACGAGUACCUGGAACGGAGAUUCAAUUCAACAGCGGUCAGAAACGUGGCUUCCGGCGUCUUCAUCGUUCAAACGCUGCUGUACAUGGGAGUGGUGCUGUACGGUCCAUCAUUGGCGCUUGGCUCUGUGACUGGAAUUCCCGUCUGGAUGACCAUCGUCCUCAACGGACUGGUGUGCACCUUCUACACAGCCAUUGGCGGAAUCAAGGCUGUUGUAUGGACCGAUGUGAUACAGAUGAUCCUUAUCUACGUAGGCUAUGUAAUGGUAAUCAUAUCGGGAUUGCAUCACCUUGGGGGCUUCGGCAACAUGUGGAAGCUUGCUGAAGAAGGUGGACGAAUCAUCGUUUUCAAUUUCAGCUUCAGUGCGUACGAGACCUACACGACGUGGAACGUGAUUCUUUCUUGGACCAUCGGGUGGAUGUCUGCCUACUGCGCCAGCCAGACGCAGGUCCAGCGGUACUCAAGCAUCGCCUCACUCAGAGACGCCAGGAGAGCGCUGCUUCUGAACGUCCCAGGAGUGGCGUUGACGCUCCUCCUCGCCGUACUCUCUGGUCUCAUCAUCUUCGCCAUAUACAAAGACUGUGAUCCUCGACUGCUCGGGGAAAUUGACAAGGCGGAUCAGCUCAUGCCGUAUAUUGUACAAGACCUGCUCAGUAACUAUCCUGGAUUAAGCGGGCUCCUUGUGUCAUCCGUCUUCAGCGGUUCCCUCAGCACAUUAUCGUCGGGGUACAACGCCCUGGCGGCUGUCACGUGGGACGACUUCAUUCGGCCACGGGUGAAUCUCUCCGAUAAACGGGCUGUACUGCUCACCAAGGCCGUCGCGGCGGGCUACGGUCUUCUCUCCAUAUCGAUUGCAUUUCUGACUGGGACCAUGGAGUCCAUAGUUCAGGCUUCCAGUAGCCUGGUGGGCGCCAUGUCCGGCCCUCUUCUGGGCAUCUUUCUCAUGGGCAUCUUCUUUCCCUUCUGCAAGAAAAAGGGGGCGCUGACCGGUGAACUGGUCGGUCUGGCCCUGUCAUGGUGGCUCGCCCUGGGCUCCAUUGUGUAUCCGAGGGACGGCGACGAGCUCCCCACUUCGACCGCAGAGUGCCCAAACUUCAACCAGACGCUCACAACGGGAUCUCUGGAUGGGCCGGAAACACCGAGCGGCAUCCUCAGCUUCUACCACAUCUCGUUCAUCUGGAUCGGCGUCAUUGGCUUCCUCACGUCGGUCAUCGUGGGGUUGGCCGUCAGCCUAAUAUUCGAGCGCAAUGAUAAGGAGGAGGUGGACCCCAAGUUCAUCUGUCCCUUUGUACGUAAAUUCAUGAGCAACUACGUCCAGCGAGAAACCAUCAUCAUCCUCAAGGGCAGCAGCCAGACGAAUGGGGUGUCGCCAGCAGAACUCAGAAAACUUAUGCCAGGAGAACAAUAAAGGGAGUUGAACUUUUA
Ixodes scapularis (black-legged tick) is the source of this 2147-nucleotide messenger RNA. Its product is annotated as sodium-coupled monocarboxylate transporter 2. The record is from RefSeq and is a predicted model, not a curated record. The transcript has 17 exons. Gene Ontology annotation, biological process: sodium ion transport; transmembrane transport. Gene Ontology annotation, molecular function: symporter activity. NCBI's taxonomy places the organism in Eukaryota, Metazoa, Arthropoda, Arachnida, Ixodida, Ixodidae. The coding region runs from base 391 to 2130 and encodes 579 amino acids. Gene Ontology annotation, cellular component: membrane.